GCAGGCGUGGCAAAGGUUGCAUUGUUAGCCGGCCAAUAGUUUCCUAAAGAUAGAAUGGCUGUGCAAGCGGGCGUUUUUUUUUUUUAGUGACGCCAGAUCCUCCCAGGCGUGCGGGCGUGCCACAGGCUGCAUUGUCCGAGCCUCGGCUUGGACUGCCAGACGACUGUGCAAGCGGGGGCUGAGCGAAUACCCAUAGUUAAAUGCCGAUUAAGGGAUAACUGUUUUCGCGUUAUAAAAGCAAAUCAAAUCGUCUUCGUCCUUCUACUAUCACUUCUGUCCUUUUCACCAACCCAAUGGAACCCACUCACCAACAACCACAAGAUCAAGCCAUGCAACAGGCUCUAGGUCUGCAGGAGCUGCUAACGCAUAUCGCAUCCUAUCUGGACAAGGAUGCCAUUACGCGAUGCUGUUUGGUCUCGAAACAGUGGUCUCAAGCCUGGAAGCCACUCUGCUGGAGAGAUAUCAAGUGGAAAGAACCCAGGGAUUUCGUCCGGAAUGGCCAUCUAAUUAGGAAUCUAACGCUGCGGAUGUCAUCGUCAUCCUCUUCAUACCGACCGGUGGAGGAGAUUCGGGACCACUGCCCAAAUUUGCGCUCACUACAUAUUGUCGAUUUUCAGUUCAACCGCGCCGAAUUCGAGGAAAGGGUGCUGGGGAUUCAGACAAGUCCAUCAACCACUGCUGCCAGCAAUGCGGCCGCAGCCCUGCAGGAGGGCGAAAAAGCUUCAUCGCAGGGCGCCGUUGUUUGCUCUAAGAAUCCGUUCAUCGACAGCAUUGUUGCUAGGAAUAGUUAUCUAUCCAACAGCUUGCAUACACUUCAGUUUGGAGUGUCACCCGAGGUGUGUGCUAUGCUGUUGCCACGACUCGUACAGGCGAAAAAAGCAGGACGGCUACAAGGGUUGAAGUCUUUCCGUAUGGGAGAGUCUUUGGCGCUAGGCAUGCGUCUUGAGGCGCACCCAUCGUGGCAUUGUACGCUCAAGUUGUCGGACAUACUCGCGUUUCUUGAUGAGUUCCCGGACCUGACAUGUUUCUCUACAGGUGACAUUAAUAUCAUCAACGAUAUCGGAUCAGAGGAUACGGAUUCGAGUAUGGCGGCCAAGGACGUCAGCAUCAGUAGCAAUGAGGAAGGGCAGCAAAAGAGACAGCGAGAAUACAAACGGAUGACCGAGCUCGAAAUCUCGUCAUCCUCGUCCGUAGUACUGGAGCCCAUUUUGGUCAGGAUGCCUCAGCUGAGGGUACUCAAGAUGGGCUACAUUAGAGACGCCAGGAUAUUUCCAAAGAUUAUACAGCACUUCCCCAAUCUCACAUCGCUACAUUUGGACUUGGAGUACUAUAGAUUCUUCGACAGGGCCUUUACGGCCCUAGACCUCGAUCAAACGAACCAGGACGGUAUCCAGGGUUGGAUCCAUCUCUUUGAGGGGCUGCCCGCACUUGAGCACCUUAACGUCAUGAGUGCGCAGUUGUCGCUACCGAUCUUGAAGUCCUUGACAAUGUCGUGCCCUCGUCUGUCAUCGCUCAAGGCCAAUAAGGGGUCGCGUUUAUCUGUACUGGGGAUCUUGUUCCUCCUGAAUCACGCCGCGAACCUGAGAGAGCUUGAGGUGUCACAGAAGUUCGACGCACAGCUGUUUGCGGGCAACCAAGAACCCUGGAAAGCACCGUUGGAGAGGCUACAUCUUGAGGAGGUGGACCUAUCGAACGAUGAGGAAAACGAUUGCUUCCGGAAUCGGAUGCGUCAGCUGCCAUGGCUCAAGUCGCUUGAGACGUGCGCGCGUAAAAUAUCGCAUAGAGCUUUGCUGGAUGAGGAGGAGAAUGAGGUGGCGGCGGCGGCGAAUGGAGUUGUUCCCUAUCCUCGCUUGGAGAAACUGAUAAUGAAACAGAAUGUCAGCGCUUUUGAGGGGUUCAUUUCGCGGUUGGUGAACACCAUGCCACGUCUCAACAUUCUAGAGCUAGAUGAGGACUAUUCAAAGGAGGAUAUCCAAAUAGCGAGAAGAGGUCGACAAGAUCCAACAACAGCUGCGGCAAAAUAACUCCAGAAAUGAAUGGUGAGCAUAGUUAUGGUUUU
Molecule: messenger RNA, 2059 nt
Organism: Gamsiella multidivaricata
Lineage: Eukaryota; Fungi; Mortierellomycota; Mortierellomycetes; Mortierellales; Mortierellaceae
Exons: 1
Coding region: 294-2024 (576 amino acids)
Molecular function (GO): protein binding
Source: RefSeq, a predicted model, not a curated record